This is a messenger RNA of Pieris macdunnoughi, 543 nucleotides long. The record is from the annotation of a GenBank genome assembly. Lineage: Eukaryota; Metazoa; Arthropoda; Insecta; Lepidoptera; Pieridae.
AUGAUUAUCGAAGCACCGCUUUGUCAAAGAUGCUGCUUUUGCCUGCCUCUUCGAAGGGGUAUUAUCGCGUUCGGAUACUUUAAUAUUCUUUGGUCGACUUUCAUGACAGCGUUCAUGAUUUUCACGGACCAUACCAUUCUUCUUAUACACGGGACGGCGCAAGACUGGGGUGAACCUGCAGCUUAUAUUGCUAGAAUUAUGGAUAUAGUGUUAAGCGCGGUCUUGGUUUUUGGCGGCCAUAAGAAUUUGACAGUCUGCCUCAAAGUAUUCUUCUAUUAUACAUGUUUAACAUUACUAGCCAUAUUCGUUAUCCAGAUAUAUGCCUUAACUAAAUUAUUUUACUACAAUUCAGCAAUUGAGACAGGGUUGUUCAUCAUCAGUACAAUUAUUCAUGUGUACCUACUACUGCAAAUAAACAGUUUAAUAAACAAAAUAAACAAAACUACAUUCGAAACAGGAUAUGAGAAUCAGUUGGGUGAAUUUGGUGCGAAACACAUUGAAAUUAAAAAUGGUUCCACCGAUGCUACUGUACACAUCGAAUGA